UUCAUCGCGGUUUUUCAACUUUUUCUAUCUAUCAAACAAUCAUCACUACUGUCAAUGUCACUAGUUUCUCCCGCCACUUGAUCGCGUUCUAAUCUAACAGCCUUGCUUCGAAUCUUCGAUGUGAAGGCUCGCCGAAUAGGAGAUGCUGCUUCAGUUGUCGUUCGUCUACGACAAACAUUAGAUUCUCAAAAAACCAAGCAUUACCCAUGGCUCCAUCUAGAAAAUCCAAAAGUGUCACUAACAAAGAUAAAAAUACAGAGAAUGUUAGCAAGACUAGGCCGCAGGGUAGUCCAGGAAUUCAGAAGAAGAGAAAAUUGGCUGACAUGUUAGGACCUCAAUGGAGUAAGGAGGAGCUAGAGUGUUUCUAUGAAGCUUUCCGUAAAUAUGGGAAAGACUGGAAGAAGGUGGCUGCUGCUGUGCAUAAUAGAUCUUUGGAAAUGGUAGAAGCUCUAUACUCUAUGAAUCGAGCAUACUUGUCUCUUCCAGAGGGCACUGCUUCUGUGGUUGGACUCAUAGCAAUGAUGACGGAUCAUUAUAAUGUACUGGGAGGAAGUGAUAGUGGACAAGAAACCAACGAAGAAACAGAAGCAUUUACAAAGCCUUCAAAAUCUUCGCGGCAGAAAUGUUCAGAUGGCAACUAUAAAGCAUUAGAUGGACAUUUUUCAGAUCAUUCUCAGUCACAUUCAGUUCUAUCAGGUGAUGGUUGCCUGUCAUUGUUGAAGAAGAGGCAUUCUGGAAUAAGUUCUCAUGCUGUUCGCAAAAGAACUCGUGUCCCUGUUUCACAUUCCAUUGGUAAGGAUAUUGGUGAAAAGCGUUUUUCACCAGCUAGGCAAGGUUCCAGGCAAAUGGUCGACAGUAAUGAUGUUGCUCAUAAGAUUGCAUUAGCACUGACAGAGGCUUCACAAGUAGGCGGGUCUUCCAAAGUUUCUAGAUCACCAAACAAUAAAUCUAAGGGCAUUAUGUCAUCACCUGGUCAGAAUAACGAGAGGAAGCACACUAAAUCAGAAGCAGCAGCAUCCAAAUUUUGCCAUUCUGACUUGAAUGAGGGUACCUCUGAAUUGAGUUUAGGAAGCACGGGGUGUGGCAAUGGAGAUUAUUCUCGAAAACUGAAUCAACGGAGCAACAGAGUGAAUGCCAGAAGAGGAAAACAUGAAGAAAAGGGAACAAAAUACUGCAGAAAAAAGUUCGAACUCAAAGGAAAUGUGAAUAAGCAUUUGGAUGAUGUAAAGGAAGCUUCCAGUGGGACAGAUGAAGAUAAAGGACUGGAUUUAAUCAAGUAUAAAAUAGACACUAAUUUUGCUGGCACCAAAAGUGCUAGGUCCUCUUUCAAGAGUCUCAGGAAGGAAAGUAGAAAAGUAUUGCUUGAAAAAAAAGAGGGGAAUCAAAGAAUUUGUGGUCUGGUUACUGAAAGAAUAUACAAAUGCCAUUGUUAUCCGUGUGAGCAGAGAAUUCAGAAGAAAGAUAAAGCAAUUACCCGUGAAGAUGAAGGCUCUUCUUUUGAUGCUCUGAAUGCCUUGGCUGAUCUGUCUUUGAUGAUGCCAGUUGCAAACCCUGACACCGAGUCACCUGUUCGGGUGAUGGAAGAAAGCCAAGGAGUUGUUGAUGAGUCUCAAGUGGAAACCGAUCAUGCAAUUUUGAGUGAUGAAAGCACUGCUUUAAGUAAACUGGGUUUGAUUUCUUCUGAUCAUGGAGUUUUAGUUCCUCAAGAAGAAGGCGCCUUCCACCUUGAUGCUAGAAAGAGGAAAAGAAGACAAACAUCUUCAAUAUUGAAAGCUACUGACAACGUGACAAAGUCUGUUGCCAAGGGUAAGCGCUCUUCUAUUUCUACACCACAAUCAAGACAAUUAAAGGUGGUACAACCCCCAGGAAUGAUGUCUUCAAGUAAUGAUGACAAAGGAGGAAGGGAUGAUUUGCUGCUAUUACCCAUGAAAGUUUCACCUACAGACAAAGCGGGUCUAGCAACCAAAGGAAGGCAUAGGCGGAAGAUGGAAAAACCAAAACCAAUGAUACAACAAGAUAGAAAGGUGUCAGAAAAUAAUUUUAGUGGUCAACAUAUUAAAUCCAUUCUCCAGAACAGCGUAUUAAGACACAAGGAAAAGCUUAUUCAUUGCCUGUCUUCACAUCAAAUUCGGCGAUGGUGCACUUUUGAGUGGUUUUACAGUGCUAUAGAUUACCCAUGGUUUGCAAAGAUGGAGUUCAUGGAGUACUUGGACCAUGUUGGAUUGGGGCAUGUUCCUAGACUGACUCGUAUUGAGUGGGGGGUCAUUAGGAGUUCUCUUGGCAGACCUCGGAGGUUUUCUAAGCAAUUUUUGGUAGAAGAAAAAACAAAGUUAAAUCAAUACCGGGACUCUGUUAGGGCACAUUAUGCAGAACUUCUUGCUGGUACCAGGGAAGGCCUUCCAACUGAUUUGGCCAGGCCGUUAAUUGUUGGACAGCGUGUCAUUGCUAUUCACCCAAAGACGAGAGAGAUUCAAGAUGGAAGCGUACUAACUGUUGACAACUGUAGGUGUCAGGUUCAGUUUGACCAGCCUGAGCUGGGGGUUGAAUUUAUCAUGGAUAUUGACUGCAUGCCUCUGAAUCCUAAUGAAAAUAUGCCAGCAUCUCUGAUAAGGCGCAGUGUGAUUCCGGAUAAACUAGAUGACAACCUUAUUGAGUUCAAGCUUAAUGGGAAAUUGAAACAAGGAAAGAUUGAGGAGCACAGGAUAUUGUUCCCUAGCGAGAACUUUGAUCAUGUUGAUGCUCCUUAUAUACCCCCCUCAGCUCAUGGCGUCAAAAGUUUAUUGAACCAGGGCAUCUCUUCAAGUUCCAAAUUGCAGGCUAAUGUUGCUUGCAAUGAGAUCGGUAAUGCCUUACUGUCAGCAAAUUCUAAAGCUUUUUUUCAUGAACAUGUUCCAUCCAAAGAAGCUGGCACAAAUGCUGUUUUUGAGCUGGCUCGUGCUCUUCACAAAAAGGAAAUUGUGCUGUCUGAACUGAAGCAAAUGAAUGAUGAGGCAUGUGAAAGACGGAACUAUGGGGACCACUCUUUAAAGGAUUCAGAGCCGUUUAAGAGGCAUUAUGCUGCAGCAUUGUUGCAGUUAAAUGAAGUGAACCAGCAGGUCUCUUCUGCCUUGUUUUGCAUGAGACAGCAUAACACAUAUCAGGGGAACUCUAAUUUACGACCAAGGCCCACAGCUAAUUUGGAUGAUCUUGGUGGUCAUGCUAGCUCUUCGUAUUGUUCAGCUUCUCACAACCAAAAUUGUCGAUCUCAUAUAGCUGAAAUUAUUGAAAGUUCUAAAAGAAGAGCCCGUACAAUGGUUGGUGCAGCUAUUCAGGCGAUGUCAUCUUUUAGUAAGACACAGAGUAAGGUUGAAGGAAUUGAGGAGGCAAUUAAUUUUAUAAAUAAUCGGCUUUCAGUGGAUGACCAUGCUGCUCCAUCCUCGCAAUUCAUGCCCACAGAUUCUGUUCAUGCCACACUAGUUUCUCAGGAUCAGAUGAUUGCAAGUAAAUCAAAUCCUCUGCCAAGUAGUCAUUUACAAGAUCCUGAACUAAACAGCUCAUCUGAUCAAAAUGAAGUGAAAAUUCCCUCGGAACUUAUUUCUCAAUGUCUAGCUACAUUGCUGAUGAUCCAGAAAUGUACAGAAAGACAUUUCCCACCUGCCGAUGUUGCUCACGUGCUAGAUUCUGCAGUCACAAGCUUGCAGCCAUUUUGUUCAAAGAAUCUUCCAAUAUAUGGAGAGAUACAGAAAUGCAUGGGUGUCAUCAGAAAUCAGAUAUUGGCACUCAUACCUACCCAAACUACCUAGCUUCAAAUCCAUUUCUUGUCAUUUGAUAAAUCUUUACGACUCUCAGCAAUCUCACUUGAUUAACCACCCAUGGGGUAUCCAUGUAUUUGAUAAAACACGUGAAUGCUAGUGUUGGUAUUACAUAUGUGUUUUUAUUAUGUAGAUAACAGCUUGAACUCUCUUCUGGUAAAAAAAAACAAAGAAAAUUACACCUU
This is a messenger RNA of Prosopis cineraria, 3976 nucleotides long. Its product is annotated as protein ALWAYS EARLY 3-like. Gene Ontology annotation, cellular component: nucleoplasm; transcription repressor complex. The record is from RefSeq and is a predicted model, not a curated record. Gene Ontology annotation, molecular function: DNA binding. NCBI's taxonomy places the organism in Eukaryota, Viridiplantae, Streptophyta, Magnoliopsida, Fabales, Fabaceae. Gene Ontology annotation, biological process: regulation of cell cycle; DNA-templated transcription; regulation of transcription by RNA polymerase II.